UCGACAGUCAGUGGCUCGCCGGAGCGCAAUCAAAUCGCACGUGUACGCGAACUUCGGGCGGUGAAAGCCAAGUUCGAUUGGUGGCCAAUCUCUUUCGAAGACCGCGCGUGCCCGCAGUAGUAAAAGAAGUGUGGUAAAACACAAAACUGAAUCAAUUUCUGCGCAGAGGCAGCCGGAAUUAUGCCUCGCCAGCUUUGCCGUCGUCUUGCUGCGCAUUGAAAUCGAAAUCGAGUCCAAUGACCAGCUCUUAAGCUGGAGCCCAAGAAAGAGUUUUGCACUGUUUUGAGACAGCAGAGUCGCCGGUCAACGAGCAGGCCUUGACCCAAAGCCCAGAAGAGUUCAGAGAUUCAGCAAGAUACCAAUUAUAACCCAGUUAUAUAAUAGCACUUGCAACUGCAAUUGAAAUUAAAAGUAGCGUGAAUUCGCAAAACAUAAAAGCCGAAAAAGGAAAAGCAUGUGGUUACAGUGUGUGUGGAAACCAAUACGCGCAGACUUUUGGCUGCAGCUGCUCAGCGUGAGUUUUACACUCUUACGCCUGGAAUUCGCCGCUGCUCAAAAUGCGGGAGUGGUGGCAGCUGCCGUGGCGGCUGGUCAAAACCAAACCCAGGUCUAUGUGACGGAUUCUUGCCUGCAAAAGCCGUACCGCUGUCCUCAUCCGAAGAUCCAGUUCUAUCUGUAUACGAGACGCACCCAGGAGCAGCCGGAGUUCAUAGAUGUCCUGGAUCCGAACGCCCUCUACUACACCCACUUCAAUCCACGCCAUCCCACCAAGAUCAUAAUCCACGGCUUCGGCGGCGGCAGAACUCUGAGUCCCAGUCCGGAUCUCCGGGAGGCGUACUUCAGUGUGGGCGAGUACAACAUCAUCAUAGUGGACUACGCGGAUGCCGUUAAGGAACCCUGUUUGAGUCAGAUGGACUGGGCUCCUCGGUUCGGCAGUCUGUGUAUCUCCCAGCUGGUCAAAUACCUCGCCCGACAUCCACGUGGCGUCCAGCCGGACGACCUGCACUUCAUUGGAUACAGUGUGGGUGCCCACAUCGCCGGUCUGGUGGCCAACUAUUUGAAGCCGGAGGAGGGCAAGCUGGGCAGGAUCACCGCCCUGGAUCCAACGAUAUUCUUCUAUGCCGGGGCCAACAACUCCAGGGAUCUGGAUACGACGGAUGCCCACUUUGUGGAUGUCCUGCACACCGGCGCUGGCAUCCUGGGGCAGUGGCACUCCAGUGGUCAUGCGGACUUCUAUGUGAACGGAGGCACCAGGCAACCAGCUUGUGUGGGAUCGGCGACCUUGUUUCAAACAUUGGCUUGCGAUCACACAAAAGUCACGCCGUACUUCAUUGAAUCCAUAACGACAACGCGGGGAUUUUAUGCGGGUCCUUGUCCCAACUUGUUCUCCUACCUAAUAGGUUGGUGUGAGCCCAAGGACUCGGAGUAUGUGCUGAUGGGCGAGCACUGUUCACACAAAGCUCGAGGGAACUAUUAUGUGACCACCAAUGCCAAGGCGCCGUUUGCUCGCGGAUUUCCGGGAAAAGGACGAUCCAAUGGGGAGUACCAGGGAGUACGGAGAUAAUGCUGUUCGACAUGGCGAGAUCGUAUAAUGUGUAUUUGAAUCGAUUGGAAAAGCGCCUCAAUUUAUGCAUCUUUUACAGCGUAGCACUCAUGUGAUUUUAGCUUGUUUCCUAAUUGAUACCUAUUUAUUUCAUAUUUUUGUUAUUAGUUCUAAAUGCAGCCAUUUUUCGUUGGGACUUGUACAAAUAAAUAGUUA
This is a messenger RNA of Drosophila santomea, 1759 nucleotides long. RefSeq names its product phospholipase A1 member A. Bases 455 to 1564 code for a protein of 369 amino acids. Lineage: Eukaryota; Metazoa; Arthropoda; Insecta; Diptera; Drosophilidae. Gene Ontology annotation, molecular function: lipase activity. The record is from RefSeq and is a predicted model, not a curated record. Gene Ontology annotation, biological process: lipid metabolic process. The transcript is spliced from 4 exons.